GCAAAUGACAGCGGUCGAAAUCGUCGCCGUAUUUAUAACCGGCGCCGAAUCAAAGGUCAGUGCCGAGUUCACGUGCGGGCUCACUAGGGCGAAGCGAAGCGAUAGAUAUAUAGCCGUGGCUUCGACCUCCUCCUCCUCUUCUCCCUCUACGCUUGCGGAGAGAUGGAGGGGAUCGCCAUUAGAGCCCCACCGAGGAUUAGGGUUUCGAAUCCGGGCCUCUUCGCCCCGAGGAGCACGAGGAAUCUCAUCGCCAGGGAUCGGACUUUGGGGAUCCAAAUGAUCGGAAGGGGGAAACCGAACCCGAGCCCUCUACGCUGCGCCAGUGCCGAGAAGGUGUCCAAAGAUUCAAACGUCACCGUUACUUCCAAUAGUGAUGACAUAACAAGCUCGACCGCAGACAAUGGGUGGGAUACUGGGGAGUCAGUAGAUGACGCUGCAGCAAAGCAUGGAAUAAGAAUCAGAAGACGGCCUCUAACAGGGCCGCCUACCCACAUGGUUGGGCCAUUUGAAUUCCGUCUAGAGAACGAGGGGAACACCCCACAAAACAUUUUAGAGAAAAUUAUCUGGGACAAGGACGUGGAAGUUCAGCAGAUAAAAGAAAGGAAGCCAUUAUCUGUACUGAAGAAAGCUCUUGAAGAAGCUCCUCCUGUUAGAGACUUCAUUGGGGCUCUGAAGGCUUCGUAUAAUCGGACAGGAAUGCCCGCUUUGAUAGCUGAGGUGAAAAAGGCUUCUCCAAGCAAAGGUGUUCUCAGGGAGGACUUUGAUCCUGUUCAUAUAGCUAAAGCUUAUGAGAAAAAUGGGGCAGCAUGCCUAAGUGUCCUCACCGAUGAAAAGUAUUUUCAGGGAAGCUUUGAAAAUCUUGAGGCCAUACGCAAAGCAGGAGUUAAGUGCCCUCUCCUCUGCAAAGAAUUCAUAAUUGAUGCCUGGCAAAUUUACUACGCACGGUGUAAGGGUGCGGAUGCGAUCCUCCUAAUUGCUGCUGUCUUGCCUGAUCUUGAUAUCAAAUAUUUGACUAAAAUAUGCGGAAUGCUUGGUCUAGCAGCUUUGGUUGAGGUGCAUGACGAAAGGGAAAUGGACCGUGUGUUGGGCAUAGAUGGGAUCCAGCUCAUUGGUAUCAAUAAUCGCAACCUAGAAACUUUUGAGGUCGAUAUUUCAAACACCAAAAGGCUUUUGGAGGGAGAGCGUGGUGGCAUUAUUGCCGAAAGAGACAUAAUUGUUGUCGGAGAAUCCGGACUGUUUACUCCCGAGGAUGUAUCGUACGUUCAAAAUGCCGGGGUUAAAGCAGUUUUGGUUGGGGAAUCUCUCAUCAAACAGGAAGAUCCAGGCAAAGCAAUUGCUGGACUUUUUGGUAAAGACAUAUCCUCGAGUGUUUGAAUCGAAAACUAUGCGGCGUAGUUUUUUUUUUUCCUCUUUUUUGGACGCAUAGAUUCUUAUGAAAACUUCAUAAUCGCGGAUCAUUUACUUGUUUGAUGUUGUGAUCAUUUAUGGUGUUAACUUUUAUUUACAUACAUAGUGGUUCUUAAAUUGGUUUACUCA
This is a messenger RNA of Ananas comosus (pineapple), 1536 nucleotides long. RefSeq names its product indole-3-glycerol phosphate synthase, chloroplastic. Gene Ontology annotation, molecular function: indole-3-glycerol-phosphate synthase activity; phosphoribosylanthranilate isomerase activity. Bases 163 to 1374 code for a protein of 403 amino acids. Gene Ontology annotation, biological process: L-tryptophan biosynthetic process. Lineage: Eukaryota; Viridiplantae; Streptophyta; Magnoliopsida; Poales; Bromeliaceae. The transcript has 10 exons. The record is from RefSeq and is a predicted model, not a curated record.